CGGCCAACUUAUAAUUUUCAACACGAUGUAUUGAAGGUGUGGAUGGAUUGGGGAGGAAAACAAUGGGCUAAUUAUGUCUUCCAGGUUAUAUUUAAAUUAUACUUUAGAUUAUGCACCUAUUUUUCCUUGCAUAUAUGUCCCUUCCGAUGUCAUCUUGACAAAAAAGAUCUAGAUAAAAGGAUUUGUUCUUGAAAGUGAAACCCUGUGAUACUAUUUUUAUCUACAUUAAACAAAAGGAGGGUGAGGGAGGGUAAGGAGUAAUUGGAUAAGGGACACAAAAAGUAAUUAAAUUUCAUAAUGAUGAACAUGCUAAUAAUAUUGAUUUGAUCAUCACAUACUGUGUACAGAUACUAUACACUUCACCUUGUUAUGUGGUCAUUAAAAUUGUGGAACAAGUGUUUUAGUGACUUAUCGAGACCACAGACAAAAUGUCCCUGAUGAGGACUAUUUAUUUUUAUUUAAAGUAGCUCUUAAUAUCACAUAGGAUGUCAUCAAUUAAUUCCUUUAUUUUUUGCAGACAAACCAUUUCACACUCUCCCUUUCUUCUCAUUCAUGAAAUCAUGCACCUAAAUAAUAAUGUGACUAAGUUUAUUCUGCUUGGGUUGACACAGUAUCAUCUUAGGAAGAAAAUCGUUCUUGCCACUUUCUUGCUUUUCUACUUGGGGGCAUUGUUUGCUAAAUUGCUGAUCAUAGUUACCAUUAAGACCAGUCACGCACUUGGCAGUCCCAUGUACUUCUUCCUUUUCUACUUAUCCUUAACUGACACCUGCUUGUCUACUUGCAUAGCUCCUAGAAGUAUUGUGGAUGCCCUUUCAAAGAAGACCUUCAGUGAGUGCAUGAUCCAAGUCUUUUCAUACCAAUUCUUUGGCUGCCUGGAGAUCUUCAUCCUUAUCCUCAUGGCUGUUGACUGCUAUGUGGCCAUCUGUAAGCCCCUGCAGUACAUGACCAUCAUGAGCCACCAAGUCCAUGGUGUGUUGGUGGCCGUGGCCUGGGUGGGGUCCUGUGUGCAUUCUUCAGCUCAGAUUUUUCUUGCCUUGAGCUUGCCUUUCUGUGGCCCCAAUGUAAUUGAUCACUAUUUCUGUGACUUGCAGCCUCUGUUGAAACUUGCCUCUUCAGACACCUAUGUGAUCAACCUACUCCUGGUGUCCGAUGAUGGUGCCAUUUGCACAGUGAGUUUUGUCAUGCUGAUGUUCUCCUAUGUUGUCAUCUUGCAUUCCCUGAGGAACCACAGUGCUGAAGGGAAGAGGAAAGCCCUCUCCACCUGCAUCUCUCACAUCAUUGUGGUCAUCCUGUUCUUUGGUCCAUACAUAUUUAUAUACACAUGCCCUGCAACCACCUUUCCCAUGGAUAAGAUGAUAGCUGUGUUUUAUACACUUGUAAUACCUUUGCUCAACCCUCUGAUUCAUAUACUGAGGAAUGUAGAAGUGAAAAAUACCAUGAGGAGGUUAUGGAGCAAGAAGUUGAUCUCAGAUGACAGAAGAUGAAUGGAGGUUUAAAAUCCUUCUUCAUACUUUGAAU
This is a messenger RNA of Galeopterus variegatus (Sunda flying lemur), 1518 nucleotides long. RefSeq names its product olfactory receptor 4C16-like. The record is from RefSeq and is a predicted model, not a curated record. Gene Ontology annotation, biological process: G protein-coupled receptor signaling pathway. The transcript has a single exon. NCBI's taxonomy places the organism in Eukaryota, Metazoa, Chordata, Mammalia, Dermoptera, Cynocephalidae. Bases 486 to 1484 code for a protein of 332 amino acids. Gene Ontology annotation, molecular function: olfactory receptor activity; G protein-coupled receptor activity. Gene Ontology annotation, cellular component: membrane.